Messenger RNA from Porites lobata, 4645 nucleotides. The record is from the annotation of a GenBank genome assembly. Lineage: Eukaryota; Metazoa; Cnidaria; Anthozoa; Scleractinia; Poritidae.
AUGGCGAAGAAGAGAACUAUCGAAGAAGUGGAAGCUUCGACGACCGACAAUGGAGUACAAAAAACGAAGAAGAAGAAGACCAAAAAGGUAUAAAACAGUCAAAAUUUUGUGUUUUCAUGUUUCUAGUUGUUAUAUUGAAUUCGUUAACCGUCUUUUCUAGGGAAAAUGGACAAAUAAACAGCGCGUCCUUGUGUUCUGCUCACGUGGUAUUUCACACAGGUAUGAGUGUUUAGAGUUACAACCAGAUAAAGCCAAUAAACAAACAGAAAUAGCUGUUUUCUCGUUCUUCAACCAUAAAUAUGGUAACAAAACCGAUGAUGUUAGGAUCAAUCGCUGUAUAUCAUUUGAUGGUUUACUUUAUGACUUCAGUCACAGGCAACCCAAUUAAAGCUCAUGCUUUGAGUCACUGGAAUAACGAUCAUGGCGAAAAUAUAAAAGUUUGUAUUACCUUAUCUUACCUCAGUGGUUAAUUAUUGCCUUAAGGGCAAUGACAGCAAGUAAUACACUAACAUAUUUGUAUUAUAUUUACAGACUCUUGCAUUUCUGCCAAGAUCACUAUUCCAAUGACUCACAGGCUUUAGCGUGGCCUGCCUGUGCUUCAGUUCACUUGAGCUUAACAAGUGAGCAUUUUAUAACAGUUGUGGGCUUAGUAUCCUAGUCUUUGAGUGGACGUGAGGCAGAGGUUGACCUUGUCUUGAUACAAACCUCUUUCCUUUUGUUACUGAAAUUAAGCUUAAAAAUACAUACAAGGCUGUGCUCUAGCAGAUCCCAGUGGCCCCUGGCACCCAACUUUUGCUCCUGGGCGACUAGAAAAUCUCAGAUUUUUCAUACAAAUCAUAUGCUGGGCACCCUAGAUUUUACAGGUUCAGAGUACUGGGCACCCUUCAAUUUUUCUUAGAGCACAGCCUUGACAUAGUUAGUAUAAGAAAAACAUUAUUUACAUAAUAAAGCACAGGAAGGAUUGUAUCAAAACAAGGUCAACUCCAGCUUCGUUUCUACCAUGGGCUAUUGUUACCAAACUGAUAAUGGUAGUAACAAAGAGAGCUCAAGGUGUGGCUCCAAAGCACCUAAAAAAUCAUUUUUUUAUCAGUGAGAGGUAAUUAGUUGAAGGACCAAAUGAUUAUUAGACAUGUUUUGUUUAUAUUUUUCCAGAGCCAGACACCUAAUGCUUGACAUACAGACUUUGCUGCCACACUCUAAAUCAGGUUUGUAUGAUUUAUGUAAGCAAUAACACAAAAUAUCAUUCAACAGUCUGACCACAAUAUAAUUUUUAAUCUUUAUUUAAGGUGGCAAAUUAUGUACAUGUAAUUCUUAUGUUAAAUUAUUUUCUCUUUUCUUUUUUUUCUAGAAACUAAGCUUGACCGCAAAGACAAACUCUUUGUUGUAAAUGAGGUCUGUAGACAACCUAUGUCCUUGCUUGGUUUUGUGCUAUUUUACAUUGGGUUUUAUAGUAAUUUAAAUUUAUUGACUUCAGGUCUGUGAAAUGAAGAACUGUAACAAGUGUGUCUUUUUUGAGAUGAGAAAAGGGCAAGACCUUUUUAUGUGGUAAGUUUUAAAUUAAGUUGUUUUCCCUGUGUUGAUGGAUAGUACAUUAUUUUAAUGCAAUUGCAUUGUACUGUUUUAACUAAAUUUGCCUGUAUAUUAUUCUUUCAGGUUUUCUUGCACACCACAUGGUCCAUCUGCAAAGUUCUUAGUUGAAAAUGGUCAGUUGAAAGUAAUUUUUAGUUGUGGUGAUAUAAAAUCCAAUAAUGUUAAAUUUGUUGGAGUUUGAUUUCUCUCUUUUUUUUACUCUUCUUUCCAUCUCUAGUACACACAAUGGAUGAACUUAAAUUAACUGGAAACUCAUUAAAAGGAUCAAGGCCAAUACUGUCUUUUGAUCAGGUAUGAGAAGCACCUUAAACCCAUUUAAAAGUGACACUUCCUGGGGAUAGUAGAACAAGAUUUUCAUUUGAAAUUCCCGGUCAGAGUUUUCUGGCCUUUUUUUUUUUUUGAGUCAAGCUCAUUUGGAUGUGUUUUAUAAAAUCUUUAAUCAAAGUUGACCACAUGGGACCUGUUAACUCCCAUAUGGAGUUUACAUCUAAUGCUUAUGGGUGGUUGACUAAGUGUGAAUGUUUUAAGAAUCCCAUGGAAUGUUAACUUAAGACUAAACUGUUAUAUAGAUCUAGCGGAGGCACAUGUGUUCAAGCGGUUAACACCUCGAACCCUGAAUCUGGAGGUCUGGAGUUCAAGCCUUGCCCGUCGCAUUGUUUCCUUAGACAAGGAAGUUUACUUAACUUUGUCUCUCUUCACCAGGUGUAUAAAUGGGUACCAGAGACAUACUGCUGGGGGGUAACCCUGCAAUGGUCUAGCAUCCCGUCCAGGGAGGCAUAGCGAUACUCUUAGGCAUGCCUCGUGUAAGGAAACCGGGAUAAGCUCUGGUCGGUUAGGCCUUUGGCUCCUGUGCGCAUAUAUCUAUUAUCUGUAAAAAAUAUGUGCAUGCUUUUCUCUUCCUUUACCUGGCAGCACUUUGAUGAAACAGCUCAUAACUCACUUCUAAAAGAAAUGUUUACCCAGGUUUGUGCAAUUCAGCCUGAAGGAUUUGGCUGUUUUUAUUUUCUUGUUGUUCUGCUUGUUUUCUUUUCUUUUCUUUUCUUUUUUUUUGAGUAUAAUCCUAGAGGUCAUGUUUGGACAUAAUUACAUUUCUUAUUGCAGAUUUUUAGCACACCUUGCUACCAUCCCAAAAGUAAACCAUUUGUAGAUCACAUUCUGUCGUUUUCAAUAGAAGACAAUAGAAUUUGGUUUCGAAACUUCCAGGUAAAUACACUUUAAUUAUUAUUUUUUUCUUGAAGAGUUCAAAACUUUCAAAGGAAAACACAUUAUUUUGAUCUUCUGUCUUUUUUCUACCUUACAUUUUUGACGAAUUAACUAUUUUUCAGAUUGUUGAAGAGGAUGGAUCCUUGCUAGAGAUUGGUAUGGUGCUUUAUUCUACGCUCUCUGAUCACCUAUACACUUAUAGAGGUUUUAACGCUUGUAUUUAUAUUUUUAUCUCUUGACUGGUUACUACCUUGUUAUUUCAGGACCUCGGUUUGUUUUAAACCUCAUAAGAGUAUUCGAAGGAAGUUUUGGUGGCCCAACAUUGUAUGAAAACCCGCGUUAUCAAUCACCCAAUGAGGUAAGACACAAAACAAACAUGUACUUCCAGGAUACAUGCAGACGUUAUAAAGAAUGUUGUUUUAGCUGCAAUCUUGGACAGAAUAAAAAGGAACAGCAAACCCCCAUCCCCCCCCCCCCAAAUCAAGGAUGAAUCUGCCCAAAAGCCAAAACGCUCCAUUUCCGCAUCCUUGAUUUGGGGGGGGGGAGGGGGUACAAAUUUUCCAUCUAUUUUGUCCAAGAUUGUGGAUAAUCACAGUGAAUGGAAGACAGUGGUUUCUUCCUGUAGUCAGUUAGCCCCCUUCUAGUUAGUGUCGGCGCAAAUUUUGGUUGUGCACACUCCUGCCGCCGCCAUUUUGGAAAACGAGAGGACUCUGGGGACGAAGUAGUCGAAGUUGUUCUUCGACGCAGGUACCAAGCGCUGCAAAAAUUCCAAAGCGUUGCCUUGUGGGAAAAAAAGGCGGGAAAAUUCCCUCUAUGUUGACUUUACAUGUUAAUUGAAAAGUGUCCUUGCACAUCCACGUUUUUCUUAAAAUGGGGGUCUCUAUAACUCGCCUUUCUUUCUUCGCCGUGGAGUUGACCUACUUCUUCUUUCUUAGUAUCGUCGGAUGAUUCGUAAACAAGCUGCCCAGCGGUAUCGUGAUCGCGUGGAGUCGAGGCAAGCUCUUGAGGAUCGCCGGGAAGCCAACAAAAAUAUUCCUAAUGACAUUUAUGACGUCGAUGACGUGUUUCAUACGAUCACCCAAUCAGACAUUGAUAUUGCCAAGGCCAGAGAGCGUGCCAAGAAAAUGUAGGAUGAAAGAAGAGGAUAGUGAAGAAUGCGAGAGAAAGGCGAGUGUGUGAACACACAGGACUGGAUGUGUGGAUGAUAGAAAAGGAUCAAGUUUGAUCUGCUGCUUCUACCUACACCACACUAAACACACACAAAAAAGCGGGGAACUACUUGUCCGAUGAUCGACUGUUCUUUGCAGCCUUGCGUAAAUCUUGUCUCUGAGUGGGUCAUUAAUUGAAAGUAAUCAAGGAAUUUCCUGAACUCCCUGGUGCUUCAAACAUUUGGUACAACAGGACAGUAUUUCUUUUAUCACAUUUUGUCAAAAGGCGUUGUGGAAUAAAAACAAUUACACUUUGUACCACAAAUGCACUUAUCUUGGAAAGUUAUUUUCAGUUCGGUAAUACAAAUAGUGAUUAUCGUCAAGGGCAUUUUCUCAGUCUUUGAUCAUCGAAUGUUUGUAGAACAGCUGGAACCGGACUAUUUUUUUGGUCGAAAACCUUUGCUAACACUUUUAGUUUUAAUGUUGGCCGCGUUACUCGAAAUCCGCGCGUGUAAUUAUCGCAGGGAUUAAACGCAUGCGUGUUUCGGAAAGUGCGUUUCACUGGACCUUCGUUGCGGCUACGCUAUUCUAGGAUGACUGAUACACACCAUGGGGUCAAGAACCUACUCUUUGCCCUGUACAAUAUCCAAGGUAUGAAGUCAACAUUGGAUUUAAGUAAGCUUUUGAAACGGGUAUUGACUUUA